This is a messenger RNA of Nestor notabilis (Kea), 3753 nucleotides long. RefSeq names its product diphosphoinositol pentakisphosphate kinase 2 (gene PPIP5K2). Gene Ontology annotation, molecular function: 5-diphosphoinositol pentakisphosphate 1-kinase activity; diphosphoinositol pentakisphosphate kinase activity; inositol hexakisphosphate kinase activity. Gene Ontology annotation, biological process: inositol phosphate biosynthetic process; inositol metabolic process. The transcript is spliced from 30 exons. NCBI's taxonomy places the organism in Eukaryota, Metazoa, Chordata, Aves, Psittaciformes, Psittacidae. The record is from RefSeq and is a predicted model, not a curated record. Gene Ontology annotation, cellular component: cytosol. Bases 1 to 3753 code for a protein of 1250 amino acids.
AUGUCUGUUCACGCAACAGAGAAUGAUCCUCCUAGAUUCUUCGUGGGUGGAGAAGAUGGAGAAGGAUUACUGGAUUCAGGCAGAUCGUCAGAUUAUGAACAGUUCUAUGACCAUGGGGAAGAAGAGGAGGAAGAGUAUGACUCUCCACCAGAAAGACAAAUCGCAGUUGGGAUAUGUUCAAUGGCUAAGAAGUCUAAGUCCAAACCAAUGAAAGAAAUUCUUGAACGCCUCUCCAUGUUUAAGUACAUAACUGUGGUAAUAUUUGAAGAAGAUGUUAUUUUGAAUGAGCCAGUAGAAAACUGGCCUUUAUGUGACUGUCUCAUUUCUUUUCAUUCUAAAGGAUUUCCACUGGACAAAGCCGUUGCCUAUGCAAAACUCAGGAAUCCAUUCGUAAUCAAUGACUUGAAUAUGCAGUACCACAUACAAGACAGGAGAGAAGUUUAUAGUAUUCUUAAAGCUGAAGGCAUUUUACUUCCUCGCUAUGCAGUUCUGAACCGUGAUCCAAACAAUCCUCAAGAAUGUAAUUUGAUUGAAGGAGAAGAUCAUGUGGAAGUGAAUGGAGAAAUUUUCCAAAAGCCUUUUGUAGAGAAGCCUGUUAGUGCUGAGGACCACAAUGUUUACAUUUAUUAUCCAACAUCUGCUGGAGGUGGAAGCCAGAGGCUCUUUCGAAAGAUUGGCAGCAGAAGCAGUGUUUAUUCCCCUGAAAGCAGUGUGAGAAAAACAGGCUCCUAUAUUUAUGAGGAAUUCAUGCCUACAGAUGGCACUGAUGUGAAGGUGUACACAGUAGGUCCAGACUAUGCUCAUGCUGAAGCCCGGAAGUCUCCAGCUCUGGAUGGCAAGGUAGAACGCGAUAGUGAAGGAAAAGAAGUGAGGUAUCCAGUCAUCCUGAAUGCAAGAGAGAAGUUAAUUGCUUGGAAAGUAUGCCUUGCCUUUAAACAAACGGUUUGUGGCUUUGAUUUGCUGCGUGCUAACGGACAGUCCUACGUCUGUGAUGUGAAUGGCUUCAGUUUUGUGAAAAACUCUAUGAAAUACUAUGAUGAUUGUGCUAAGAUACUGGGAAAUAUCAUAAUGAGAGAACUUGCUCCCCAGUUUCAGAUACCAUGGUCGAUUCCUUUGGAAGCUGAAGACAUUCCUAUUGUGCCAACCACCUCUGGAACAAUGAUGGAGCUUAGAUGUGUUAUAGCUGUAAUACGCCAUGGGGACCGAACACCAAAACAAAAAAUGAAAAUGGAAGUGAAACAUCAGCGGUUUUUUGAUCUCUUUGAAAAAUGUGAUGGAUAUAAAUCAGGAAAACUAAAACUGAAGAAACCGAAACAGUUGCAGGAAGUGCUUGAUAUAGCAAGACAACUCCUUGUAGAACUUGGGCAGAACAAUGAUUCUGAAAUUGAAGAAAGUAAAGCAAAACUUGAACAGCUAAAGACGGUGUUAGAAAUGUAUGGGCAUUUUUCAGGAAUAAAUCGCAAAGUUCAGUUAACGUAUCUUCCUCAUGGCUGCCCGAAGACUUCCAGUGAAGAAGAAGAUAAUAGAAGAAAUGAGCCAUCCCUGCUUCUGGUUUUAAAAUGGGGAGGAGAAUUGACCCCUGCAGGCAGGGUUCAAGCAGAGGAGCUUGGAAGGGCUUUCAGGUGUAUGUAUCCAGGUGGACAAGGAGAUUAUGCUGGAUUUCCUGGAUGUGGUUUACUUAGAUUACAUAGCACUUACCGACAUGAUCUCAAGAUCUACGCUUCUGAUGAGGGACGAGUCCAGAUGACUGCAGCAGCUUUUGCAAAGGGACUGCUGGCCCUAGAGGGAGAGCUGACUCCUAUUCUUGUCCAGAUGGUAAAAAGUGCUAAUAUGAAUGGUCUGCUGGACAGUGACAGUGAUUCUUUAAGCAGCUGUCAGCAUCGUGUUAAAGCAAGACUCCAUGAAAUUCUCCAGAGAGACAGAGAAUUUACUGCUGAUGACUAUGAUAAGCUUACUCCAUCUGGAAGCAUCUCACUGAUAAAAUCAAUGCAGGUUAUUAAAAAUCCUGUAAAGACAUGUGACACGGUCUAUUCCUUGAUCCAGAGCUUGACUUCUCAGAUCAGGCAAAGAAUGGAAGAUCCAAAGUCUGCAGAUAUUCAGCUGUACCACAGUGAGACACUAGAACUGAUGCUGCGCAGGUGGUCUAAGCUGGAAAAAGACUUUAAAACAAAAAAUGGAAGAUACGAUAUUAGCAAAAUCCCUGAUAUUUAUGAUUGUAUAAAAUAUGAUGUGCAGCACAAUGGCUCCUUGAAAUUGGAAAACACAAUGGAAUUAUACAGGCUUUCAAAGGCUUUGGCUGACAUUGUCAUCCCUCAGGAAUAUGGCAUUUCUAAGGCUGAGAAACUAGAGAUUGCCAAAGGUUACUGCACUCCUCUAGUCAGAAAAAUCCGUUCUGACCUUCAGAGAACUCAAGAUGAUGAUACUGUAAAUAAGCUUCACCCUCUUUACUCCAGGGGUGUUAUGUCCCCUGAACGCCAUGUUCGUACACGGCUGUAUUUCACCAGCGAGAGUCAUGUCCACUCCCUGUUAUCCACCCUUCGUUACGGUGCCUUAUGUGAUGUAUCAAAAGAUGAACAAUGGAAACGAGCUAUGGAUUAUUUAAAUGUUGUCAAUGAACUCAAUUACAUGACACAGAUUGUUAUCAUGCUUUAUGAAGAUCCAAACAAGGAACUUUCUUCGGAAGAACGUUUUCAUGUAGAGCUGCACUUUAGUCCGGGAGCCAAAGGCUGUGAGGAAGAUAAAAAUUUACCAGCUGGAUAUGGAUACAGACCUGCCUCCAGAGAGAAUGAAGGCUCGAAGAAAACCUCUCAUAAGAACGAUAGUGAUGAGGAGGUACAUGCUCCUAAAAGAGAUGAAGCAGAUCGGUCAGUCGUGAUGUUCAAGCCAAUGGUAUCAGACCCAAUUCACAUACACAAAAAGUCACCCCUUCCAAGAUCCAGGAAGAUUGGUUCUGUUGAAGAAGAGAGCCCCCUGAGUGUGUCUAGCCCAGAGUGUAUUGGUACCUGGCUGCAUUACACCAGUGGUGUGGGUACUGGGCGUCGAAGACGCAGAUCAGGGGAACAAAUCACUUCUUCCCCUGUCUCCCCUAAAUCAUUGGCUUUCACAUCCAGUAUUUUUGGCUCAUGGCAACAGGUCUUAUCAGAAAGCAAUAGUAAUUUACGAACACCAAGAACUAUUCUGGAACAAAAGCGAGAGAGUGGUCUAGGGUCUCACUGUGCGGGCCUGUUUAGCACCUCAGUGCUCGGGGGUUCUUCAAGUGCACCUAACCUACAGGAUUAUGCUCGUACUCAUCGUAAAAAGCUGACUUCUUCUGGCUUCAUAGAUGACACCACACGCGGUUCUGCUGUUAAAAGGUUUUCUAUCUCAUUUGCUCGACACCCAACCAAUGGCUUUGAAUUAUAUUCCAUGGUGCCUUCUAUUUGCCCUUUGGAAACUCUACACAACUCCUUGUCUCUGAAGCAGGUGGAUGAAUUUCUUGCCUCUGUUGCUGCUCCAUCAAGGGAAAAUCUACAGGAGACAUCUUCUCCAACUUAUAUGAUUCCAGUUUCAGGAAGAAAAAUUCCUUUAAAUACAUAUACCCCUGCAAAAAUUCAACCAACACCACUUGAAACUUUGCCUGAAAGGCUAGCAGUAGAGAAACCAACCUUAUCUUCCUCUGGAUCUUCUGUUCAUGUACCUAAUGUUAAGCUAACUGUUGAAGAGACCUUGCUAGAUCUGGAACUUAGUAGUGGAACUCUCUUUGAGAAGAAAUGA